GACAAACCAGCGUGCCACGAGCAUUCUUCACCACUGGGCCUCUCACAAGCUUUCUGUGUCAAUAUUACGGUACAGAAGAAGGCUUUGACGAAUACAGUCUCGCUUCACUGACCCUGGCCGAUCGGGGGCACCACCUAAAGGAACAAGGAAUGUUGUCACGUCACGGAAAAGAGUGUGUUUCUGAGUCACUCUUAGUCUUAGGCUUAUCGAUGAAUAAUAAAGGUGUCGUGCGCCUUAUCCGAUAUUUUUAGACAGCUUUUCCGAGGAGAGGUGGGCUGGGCCGUUGUUCACCUCUGAAGAAAUCGCGUCUCACAAGUCACGAACAGUGAGAUAAAACCACAGACGAUAACGCAUAUUGUUCAUUCUGUACCUGUCCAUUUCCAGGCCGUGUUCGCGGGCCGGUUACGUCGUUACAGAGUUGAAAGUUUCAUCUUGUGAACAUUAAAUAAGUUUGUGCAUGUGCGUGUUUCCUUCAAACAGAGCAAAGUUUAUAAACACAUUUAGCCUACAUCAAUUUUCGUUGAACUAACUGGUUAAAGAGAGAGAACAUUUUCUCAAGAGGAGGUCAAAUUCCCGCAGCGACAGAACAGGUAAGUCCGGAGCGAGACAUGUUUCUGUAAUGUUUGCUUUGUAUGAUCGGUGUCAAGGCGUUCUGCCUGGGUUUUUUCUAGCCUUCACCCAUCUCCCUUCGCCACUUUCUUCUUGUUUGUUUAGCACUCUGUUACCUCCUUCCCAGCCAGCAUGAAAACGGCGGCCAGAAAUCUACUCGAUGUAGUUUGUUAUGGGUAGUUUCGAAGACGGAGUACAAAAUACUUGGCAAAGUGGUGUGACCUAAGGUGUAACGUGAGGAAGAAGGAAACGUACGUGGGAGAUAUCCUGAUCGCUGUCAACCCCUUCAAAGACCUGGGUAUUUACACCAAAGAGUUCAGCACCAGGUACCAGCACAUCAAACAGAGCACCCACCCACCCCACAUAUUUGCUGUGGCAGAUGCCGCAUACCAGGCUUUGAUGGGAAAUGGCGGAAGACCGCCAGGGAAUCAGUGUGUUCUUAUCAGCGGAGAGAGCGGAGCGGGCAAGACAGAGAGUACCAAGCUGAUCAUCAAACAGCUGGUGGAGCUAUGUCAAGGAAAAACACAGCUGGAGCAGCAGAUUCUGCAGGUGAACCCCCUGUUGGAGGCUUUUGGAAAUGCCCAGACAAACCUGAACGACAACUCCAGCCGAUUUGGGAAGUACAUCCAACUGAAAUUUAACGAUGGGCAUGUUGCCGGAGCUAAGAUAUCCGAGUACCUGCUGGAGAAGUCCAGGGUUGUGAGACAGAACCCCGGAGAGGAGAGUUUCCACAUCUUCUACUACCUGUUCGCUGGUCACACUGACGGGACCUUUGGUCUGGGAGAUCCUGACACAUACAGAUACUUCUCAAAUGGGGCACGUGACUUCAAAAAGCGUCUCAAUUCUCUGCAAAAGCAGUAUGAUGACUUGGUCAACGCUAUGGAUCUUGUUGGUUUCACAGAUGAGGAACAAAUGGACAUGUUUGCUGUGAUAGCCAGCGUCCUGCACCUGGGUAACGUGAGCUUCAAGGUGAACGAAGACGACAGUGUGAGCGUCACAGACAGUAACGGGCCGGUCAAGACAGCAGCCAAACUCCUGGGCAUUGACGCUGCUGAAAUCGAGGCGUGCCUCACGUGCAUGGUGACCGUCACGAAGGGCGAGUAUGUGAAGAGAAACUACAACAAAGGACAAGCAGAAGAUGCCAGAGACGCUAUGGCCAAAGCUGUGUACGGCCGCCUGUUUGGCUGGAUCGUCAACAAAGUCAACUGUCUCUUGGUCCCCGAGAACCAGGAUCCCGACGCAAAGUUCAAUGAAAUUGGAAUUUUGGACAUCUUUGGCUUUGAAGAUUUCGUCAAGGACGGGGGCAAAAACAGCUUUGAACAAGCCUGUAUCAACCUAGCCAAUGAGCAACUCCAGUUUUUCUUCAACCAACACAUCUUCAAGAUGGAGCAGGAGGAGUACCAGAGGGAGGGUGUGGAUUGGAAGGAGAUCAAGUUCGUGGACAACAAACCUUUGCUGGACAUGUUUCUGGGCAAACCCAUCGGUAUCCUGUCGCUUCUGGAUGAGGAAAGCCUGUUCCCUAAGGGUACUGACCAAUCCUAUGUUGACAAACUCACAAAGGCGUUUACAGGCAACCAGUAUUUCGUCAAAAGUCAGCAAACCAACCAGGCAAUCUUCUCCAUCAACCAUUAUGCUGGCAAGGUGACUUACGCAGCUGAGAAGUGGCUGGAGAAGAACAGGGACACUCUGCCUCCUGGCAUCACAGAGGUGCUACAGUCCAGUGAAAACCGGCUCGUGAAGACCAUCUUCAGAGGUCAACUCACCCGUACUGGCAGUCUAGCUCUCCAGGGACGCAUGUCAACGAGCAAAGGAACCAAAAGGAGGAACCUCAUGCCUGUGUCGUCCGGCAAUGACGCCGCCAAAAGAAAACUUACCGUUGGAGGACAGUUCAAGAACUCACUGGCCAUUCUAAUGGAGCGCAUGACGGCAUCCACACCAAUAUUUGUUCGCUGUCUGAAGCCAAACCACAAGAAACAGCCAGGUGUUCUGGACACAAAAUACGUGCUAGCUCAGCUGCUUUAUACUGGCAUGUUGGAGACUAUUGAAAUCCGGAGAAAAGGUUUCGCUGUACGACCAACAUUUGGAGAAUUUGUUGAAAAAUACAAAGUUCUGGUUGAUCUCAAACUUACGCCGUCCGCCCAGAACUGUUCCAAGAUUCUCACCACAGCCCGGCUUCAGGGCUGGUAUGUUGGCUACACCAAAGUGUUCCUGAAAUACCGUCAUGUGGAACAGUUGACGGAGUUAUUGGAGAAAGUGGGGAAAUCUGCCAUAUGUAUACAGAAGUACACCAAAGGUUACCUGGCCCGGAAGCGAUAUAGGCGGCGACAAGAGAAGGCCAGGAAGGAAAGGGAAGCUGUGGAAGCCAUGCUUCGACAAGCUGCUCAGCUCAAUGCCGAGGCCAGCACGCGCCUACACACACUCACUGAGCAUGAUAAGACGAAACCGAAAGAUCAAGUGAAGCCCGCCAAAACCCCUUCCGCCCCAGACUUCCCAGCAGAUGGCAUCUCUGUGGCGUCCAGUGGCAGGUAUCUGGAGCCCAAGAAGACUACAACCUCAAUAGGGACACAGAUGGAGGAAGAAAGCGGCUCGGACUCCGAGAUUUUGGAAGACGAUUAUCAGCCUGUGUCUUCAAAUUUAAAGAAAUUUGGUCGUGAAGGAACGAAGACUGCGGCAAUCAAUUGGUUCAAGGAGACUCAGACUUACAACGUGGUGGACAAAAAUGAGAACAAGUUUUCAGAAUGGUUUCAUGGCAUCAUCUCCAGAAGAGCCGAGUCGAGAUGCAGACACUACAUGAUAGACCAGCUGAAGAAUGGAAAGUUCAUCAUUGUCGGAGAGCCCAAAGUCCAUCGCUCUCUGCACGACAUGGUGUCCUACCACAGAAAGGGGAAGUUUAAAAACGGGGCCCACUUUUUGACAGUUCCGGUCCUUGUGGUCAGGUAA
Molecule: messenger RNA, 3549 nt
Organism: Aplysia californica (California sea hare)
Lineage: Eukaryota; Metazoa; Mollusca; Gastropoda; Aplysiida; Aplysiidae
Product: unconventional myosin-VIIa
Cellular component (GO): myosin complex
Molecular function (GO): ATP binding; cytoskeletal motor activity; protein binding
Source: RefSeq, a predicted model, not a curated record